AUGUUUAGUGCUAUCCGCAGCGACUCGCCAUCAGCCUCUUCUUACAAGGGCAGUGAGAAUUUUUCCAGAAGUCGGGAAAACUCGCGUGGGUACAUUGACUCCGAUGCCACAAGUUCUGUCAGCUCCAAAGAAGAAGACCGCCUUGUCACUGGCCUCAGAAUUGAAAUAGAUUUCCGUGAAGAGCGAAUAAAAGAACUUGAGGAGUCAUAUAAUCAGCUUUCGCGAAAGUCGGAAUUUGACAAGGGUCAAAUGCGGUCCCAGCUCCAACAGGCAGAAAAUAAUAUCGCUAAUUCCAAAAAAGAAAUGACGAAGCUACGAGAAAAAGUGAAAAAGGCCGAGAAAGAAAAAUUGGACGCCAUUAACCGGGCAACCAAGCUAGAAGAGGAACGAAACCAAGCGUACAAAGCAGCACACAAGGCAGAGGAGGAAAAGGCCAAAACAUUUCAACGCCUUAUAACAUUUGAGUCGGAAAAUAUUAACUUAAAAAAAAGGCCAAAUGACGCAAUUUCAAAUCGGGAUAAGAGAAAAAAUUCUGAAACCGCAAAAACUGCCGAAGCGGAGAAGCAGAGGGCAGCGGAGGCCACGAAGGCCGUGGAGACGGAGAAGCAGAAGGCAGCUGAGGCCACGAAGGUUGCUGAAGCGGAGAAGCAGAAGGCAGCUGAGGCCACGAAGGUUGCUGAAGCGGAGAGGCAGAGGGCAGCUGAGGCCACCAAGGCCGUGGAGACGGAGAAGCGUAAGGCAGCUGAGGCUACGAAGGUUGCUGAAGCGGAGAAGCAGAGGGCAGCUGCGGCCACCAAGGCCGUGGAGACGGAGAAGCAGAAGGCAGCUGAGGCCACGAAGGUUGCUGAAGCGGAGAAGCAGAGGGCAGCUGAGGCUACGAAGGUUGCUGAAGCGGAGAAGCAGAGGGCAGCUGCGGCCACCAAGGCCGUGGAGACGGAGAAGCAGAAGGCAGCUGAGGCCACGAAGGUUGCUGAAGCAGAGAAGCAGAGGGCAGCUGAGGCUACGAAAGUUGCUGAAGCGGAGAAACAGAAGGCAGCUGAGGCCACCAAGGCCGUGGAGACGGAGAAGCGUAAGGCAGCUGAGGCCACGAAGGUUGCUGAAGCGGAGAAGCAGAGGGCAGCUGAGGCCACGAAGGUUGCUGAAGCGGAGAAGCAGAGGGCAGCUGAGGCCACCAAGGACGUGGAGACGGAGAAGCAGAGGGCAGCUGAGGCCACGAAGGUUGCUGAAGCAGAGAAGCAGAGGGCAGCUGAGGCUACGAAGGUUGCUGAAGCGGAGAAGCAGAAGGCAGCUGAGGCCACGAAGGUUGCUGAAGCGGAGAAGCAGAGGGCAGCUGAGGCCACCAAGGCCGUGGAGACGGAGAAGCGUAAGGCAGCUGAGGCCACGAAGGUUGCUGAAGCGGAGAAGCAGAGGGCAGCUGAGGCCACCAAGGACGUGGAGACGGAGAAGCAGAAGGCAGCUGAGGCCACGAAGGUUGCUGAAGCGGAGAAGCAGAGGGCAGCUGAGGCUACGAAGGUUGCUGAAGCGGAGAAGCAGAGAGCAGCUGAGGCCACCAAGGCCGUGGAGACGGAGAAGCAGAAGGCAGCUGAGGCCACGAAGGUUGCUGAAGCAGAGAAGCAGAGGGCAGCUGAGGCUACGAAAGUUGCUGAAGCGGAGAAACAGAAGGCAGCUGAGGCCACCAAGGCCGUGGAGACGGAGAAGCGUAAGGCAGCUGAGGCCACGAAGGUUGCUGAAGCGGAGAAGCAGAGGGCAGCUGAGGCCACGAAGGUUGCUGAAGCGGAGAAGCAGAGGGCAGCUGAGGCCACCAAGGACGUGGAGACGGAGAAGCAGAGGGCAGCUGAGGCCACGAAGGUUGCUGAAGCAGAGAAGCAGAGGGCAGCUGAGGCUACGAAGGUUGCUGAAGCGGAGAAACAGAAGGCAGCUGAGGCCACCAAGGCCGUGGAGACGGAGAAGCGUAAGGCAGCUGAGGCCACGAAGGUUGCUGAAGCGGAGAAGCAGAGGGCAGCUGAGGCUACGAAGGUUGCUGAAGCGGAGAAGCAGAAGGCAGCUGAGGCCACGAAGGUUGCUGAAGCGGAGAAGCAGAGGGCAGCUGAGGCCACCAAGGCCGUGGAGACGGAGAAGCAGAAGGCAGCUGAGGCCACGAAGGUUGCUGAAGCGGAGAAGCAGAGGGCAGCUGAGGCUACGAAGGUUGCUGAAGCGGAGAAGCAGAGAGCAGCUGAGGCCACCAAGGCCGUGGAGACGGAGAAGCAGAAGGCAGCUGAGGCCACGAAGGUUGCUGAAGCAGAGAAGCAGAGGGCAGCUGAGGCUACGAAAGUUGCUGAAGCGGAGAAGCAGAGGGCAGCUGAGGCCACGAAGGUUGCUGAAGCGGAGAAGCAGAAGGCAGCUGAGGCCACGAAGGUUGCUGAAGCAGAGAAGCAGAGAGCAGCUGAAGCCACCAAGGCCGUGGAGACGGAGAAGCAGAGAGCAGCUGAGGCUACGAAGGUUGCUGAAGCGGAGAAGCAGAAGGCAGCUGAGGCCACGAAGGUUGCUGAAGCAGAGAAGCAGAGGGCAGCUGAAGCCACCAAGGCCGUGGAGACGGAGAAGCGUAAGGCAGCUGAGGCCACGAAGGUUGCUGAAGCGGAGAAGCAGAGGGCAGCUGAGGCCACGAAGGUUGCUGAAGCGGAGAAGCAGAAGGCAGCUGAGGCCACGAAGGUUGCUGAAGCGGAGAAGCGUAAGGCAGCUGAGGCCACGAAGGUUGCUGAAGCGGAGAAGCAGAGAGCAGCUGAGGCCACGAAGGUUGCUGAAGCGGAGAAGCAGAAGGCAGCUGAGGCCACGAAGGUUGCUGAAGCGGAGAAGCAGAAGGCAGCUGAGGCCACGAAGGUUGCUGAAGCGGAGAAGCAGAGAGCAGCUGAGGCCACGAAGGUUGCUGAAGCGGAGAAGCAGAGAGCAGCUGAGGCCACGAAGGUUGCUGAAGCGGAGAAGCAGAGAGCAGCUGAGGCCACGAAGGUUGCUGAAGCAGAGAAGCAGAGGGCAGCUGAAGCCACGAAGGUUGCUGAAGCGGAGAAGCAGAAGGCAGCUGAGGCCACGAAGGUUGCUGAAGCAGAGAAGCAGAGGGCAGCUGAAGCCACCAAGGCCGUGGAGACGGAGAAGCGUAAGGCAGCUGAGGCCACGAAGAUUGCUGAAGCGGAGAAGCGUAAGACAGCUGAGGCCACGAAGGCCAUGGAGUCACAGAAGCAGAGAUUCUUAGAACGUUUUUCGGUCCUUGAGGAGGAGAAAAAGACAGCCUUAAGAGCGGCGGAGAUGGAGAGGAGGAAAAUAACAAACAUAAUGAAGAAUAAAGGUGUACGCACUUCGGAUUCGGUGCCGCUUUUGGAGGGUAAUCGCUCUGUUUCUGAGAGUUCGUGUAGAAAUCGGUUUCGGUUUUCAUGUUCAGUAAUGUGA
Messenger RNA from Trypanosoma cruzi, 3417 nucleotides. Its product is annotated as R27-2 protein, putative. The transcript has a single exon. NCBI's taxonomy places the organism in Eukaryota, Euglenozoa, Kinetoplastea, Trypanosomatida, Trypanosomatidae. The record is from RefSeq and is a predicted model, not a curated record. Bases 1 to 3417 code for a protein of 1138 amino acids.